Messenger RNA from Colletotrichum spaethianum, 645 nucleotides. RefSeq lists its product as uncharacterized. The coding region runs from base 1 to 645 and encodes 214 amino acids. Lineage: Eukaryota; Fungi; Ascomycota; Sordariomycetes; Glomerellales; Glomerellaceae. The transcript has 3 exons. The record is from RefSeq and is a predicted model, not a curated record.
AUGCAAGCCUUCUGUUGCGUGUCGGACACCUGUGCAAGUGUUGUCGAUUCUUGUUCCUUUUUUGAAGGCGAAUUCAGUCCCAGUGACAAGAAGUAUAACGGCUACAGAAACGUUUAUAAGUGCGAAUACGGGCUGUUAGAGACAUACUGCGACUUGGAGAAACAAUAUCUUUGCUGUGCUACUGAAUUUGACAAGUGCUACUGGGUUGGCAAGGGUACAUGUGACGACAAUGAGUGCGCAUCCUACGAGGUUGAGCUCGCAUUGGACUAUUACGGUGACACAAAGUCGCAUUAUGCCGCCAGGUUUAACGGAAGAAAGAAGGUCUUAUGCUGUACGCCUUUCAGCAAGCUCAACCCCUUCAUUGGCAUUUCCUUGGACAAGCUUUUCCCAACUCUCCCGCCACUCACUGGUGUUCCCGACUAUGACCUGCAGCAUCUCGAGUUUAAGGGCGACAGCCCCGAAAGCUUUGGAUUUGUGAUCAUUGACGGGCCUCCAGACGUCGUCACGAGUCUGACGAAGCGGGAUGGGUCUCACAUUGACUUCGUGGACUGCGAGCCGAGCAAGAGAUACGACUUCACGAGGCACACAGUCCGUUAUCUUUGCUUGGACAAUUCCGAUGCAUCUAACUGCAACAAAAUUCAUUGA